UGACUGAGUCUAGAUACACAGAAGUUGCGUUUGUAACAAACACGAGAGUCAAAGCGUCUCCAAGACGCGUAUCUCACACACUACAACACUUAUUAUAUAUACUGCAGAUACCAAACUUAGAAAUAUAUAAGCACAUCAAGAAGACGGAGUUUCAGACUGUAUACGAUUUGAAUCGAUGACGAUGAUGGAUCCUCCUGAUGCAGAUCUCUCCGAUCGUACCGGAUCAAUCGUGAUUCGUUCGGUCUGGGCUGAGAAUCUCGACUCUGAGUUUGAGCUGAUUAGCCGAAUCGUCGAAGAUUUCCCCUUCAUCUCCAUGGACACCGAGUUUCCCGGCGUUAUUCACAAGGCGGAGCCAGCUCUUCUCCGCCGUGGAAACCCCGGUUAUCUCUACAACCUUCUCAAAUCCAACGUCGACUCUCUCAGCCUCAUCCAAGUCGGCCUCACUCUCUCCGACGCCGACGGCAACCUCCCCGAUCUCGGCGGCGACGGGCGUCAAUUCAUCUGGGAGUUCAACUUCCGCGACUUCGACGUGGACCGCGACCCCCACGCGGCGGACUCGAUCGAGCUCCUCCGCCGUCACGGGAUCGAUUUCGAGCGUAACCGCAGCGAAGGGGUCGUGUCGGAGAGGUUCGCGGAGCUGAUGAUGUCGUCGGGGCUGAUC
This is a messenger RNA of Brassica oleracea var. oleracea, 661 nucleotides long. Its product is annotated as probable CCR4-associated factor 1 homolog 11. The transcript has a single exon. The record is from RefSeq and is a predicted model, not a curated record. Lineage: Eukaryota; Viridiplantae; Streptophyta; Magnoliopsida; Brassicales; Brassicaceae. Gene Ontology annotation, molecular function: nucleic acid binding; poly(A)-specific ribonuclease activity. The annotation marks the transcript as partial. Gene Ontology annotation, cellular component: P-body; CCR4-NOT complex; CCR4-NOT core complex.